Rubroshorea leprosula is the source of this 1028-nucleotide messenger RNA. NCBI's taxonomy places the organism in Eukaryota, Viridiplantae, Streptophyta, Magnoliopsida, Malvales, Dipterocarpaceae. The record is from the annotation of a GenBank genome assembly.
UUUCCUGAGAUAUAAAAGACGUAUUUUCACUGGACAGUAGCCUUACCCCUCGCUUCUUCCUCACUGCCAACCGCUGAUUACACAGCGGCCACUACCAGAAAGAUGUCGGAGCGCGACCGGCCCCGUGAUCGCGACCGAGACCGAGAUCGGGAACGCGAGAGAGAACGCCGAAGGGAUAAAGAUGAACGGGACCGGGAGCGCGAUCGAGACAGACACAGAGAAAGAGAUAGGGACAGGGACAGAGAUCGAGACAGAGUUCGCAGCAAGAGAUCUCGUUCUCCGGAGCGUACUCGAUCUCGGCACAACCGCUCACGGACGCGUUCUCCUGACCGUUACCGCUCCCGUUCGAGGUCUGUAACCCGUUCUCCUGAGCGCUCCCACCGGCGCAACCGCACUCCUUCCGCUGAACCCCCGAAGAAGCGUAACCGCCACGAAAACGAUGAGAGGGAGAAAGAAAAGGACAGACACAAGGCAGUAUCAGAUUUUGUUGACGGCAUUGCGAAAGAGCAGGAGCAAAAGAAUGAAAAUUUUGAUAAUGAGAAUGGAGAUGAGGAUGAGAUUGAGAUGAUGAAGAAGUUUGGAAUUCCAAUUGGGUUCGAUUCCACUAAAGGAAAGCCCGUCUCUGGGGCCGAUGUGAGUGGGGUUAGGGUUUCGACUAAGCGGCAGCCUAGACAGUACAUGAACCGGAGAGGUGGCUUUAAUCGCCCCUUGCCUGCAGAGCGUAACCGCUAGAUGGAUGGAUUAAUUCGAGAUGCGUCAAGAUUGGCAAUGUACCCCAUCAGAAGUCAAGUGAUAAGUCUGGACCCAAGAUUGUGCCUCAUGAAAUUUUGAUUAUAGAUUCUUCGGGCUAUUGGAAUUGAGCUUCCAACUCUAUAAUUUUUGAAUGCAUGGAUUUUUGUAUUAAGAAUUGUAACUGAUUGUAUUCAACACUUAAAUUUUACAGUGUUGGACUUUAAUGUUGUAAACUUGGAUUUCUUCAUCAUUUAACAAUUGGCGAUCAAAAUGUCUAGGUUGGGCAGCAGAUUAUG